Messenger RNA from Coffea eugenioides, 2988 nucleotides. RefSeq names its product RAP domain-containing protein, chloroplastic. The transcript is spliced from 4 exons. The record is from RefSeq and is a predicted model, not a curated record. Gene Ontology annotation, cellular component: ribonucleoprotein granule; chloroplast; mitochondrial matrix. Gene Ontology annotation, biological process: mitochondrial RNA processing; chloroplast rRNA processing; regulation of mitochondrial mRNA stability. Lineage: Eukaryota; Viridiplantae; Streptophyta; Magnoliopsida; Gentianales; Rubiaceae. The coding region runs from base 142 to 2235 and encodes 697 amino acids. Gene Ontology annotation, molecular function: RNA binding.
GUUUACCAUUCUUCCUGAACAAUUCAUUUUCUUCUUUGCGGAUGAGCUUUUCGCCUUCACCAUUGUUGCAAGCCGUCCGGGUAUCGCAUUUCCCUGCAGACCAAUCAGUAUCACCAUUUCUAUUUGUCUGAAUUUUACUUGAUGGAAAAGCUAAUCCUAAGUACUACCGCUUUUCCUAGCUUUCAAAGAAAACCCUCAUUACUUUCCACCUUGGUGCCUUCUGAUGCUACUGUAAAGCUGGCAGCAGCAACAAUUCCCAUCACAAGUACAAAAACUAAAUCCCCUUCCCAUUUUGGUCUUCUUUUGCAUAGGAGUUGCUGCGUUAAUCCUUACAAGGGCAAUAACGCUGUAGGCGUUCGGACCCUUCACCAUGAUCAUGAUGUUUACGACAGCAACGACAAAGAUGAUGCUGAAGUUGCUGGUGACCAUCAACUGCAAAAGGAGGAUUCUGCUAGCACUGAUUGGGAGGUGAAAUUUCUUGGGCAAAUGGGCCCUUUCCAGAACUUACCCUCUGAAAAGAGGAAAGAGCAACAGAAAUCCAGGUUGUUGCAAGAUACUGAUAAGAUGGAUUGGUGUGUGAGAGCUAGGAAGAUUGCCCUCAAAUCUAUUGAAAACAGGGGCUUGACUUCUGUCUUGAAAAAUUCUGUCAACGGUAAUAAGAAGAAGAGAAAGAAGAACAAAAAGAAAUCCAAGGUUGAGGAUGUUGUUAUUAAAGAACUGGACGAGGAUUCAGAUUUUGAUAUUCACGAGGGAGAUUUCAACAAUGUGGCUGAUCUGCAUUCUUCGGAUGAUACAAGUGACCUCAGGGAAAUGGCGAGUAUGAUGGCUGAUGGAAUGUUUCAAGAAAGAAAGGACAAAACCAUGGAAACAUUUAUUCAGAGGAUUUCUCAGUUUUCGGGGCCAUCUGAUCGUAGGAAAGAGAUUAAUUUGAAUAAACUCAUUGUUGAAGCACAGACUGCUGAGCAAGUAUUGGAAGUCACUGCUGAUAUGAUCAUGGCUGUUGUGAAAGGGCUUAGCCCUUCACCGCUUUCACCUUUGAAUAUUGCAACUGCGUUACACAGAAUUGCCAAAAACAUGGAGAAAGUGUCAAUGACAAGGGCUCGCAGAUUGGCUUUUGCUCGUCAUAAAGAGAUGUCCAUGCUUGUGGGAAUUGCAAUGACUGCAUUACCUGAAUGCUCUGCACAGGGAAUUUCAAAUAUUGCAUGGGCUUUGUCAAAGAUAGGUGGCGAGCUUCUGUAUCUCUCAGAAAUGGAUAAACUGGCAGAGGUAGCCUUGACCAAGGUUGGUGAGUUCAAUUCACAAAAUGUUGCCAACAUAGCUGGUGCUUUUGCCUCUAUGCGGCACUCUUCUCCAGAACUAUUUUCGGGUUUAGCCAGAAGAGCCUCAGAGAUAAUCGACUUAUUUCAACCACAAGAGAUCGCUCAAUUGUUGUGGGCUUUUGCUUCUCUCUUUGAGCCUGCCGACCUUUUGCUGGAUUCUUUGGAUCAUGUUUUCAAUAAUAUCAACCAAUUCAAGUAUUCCAUGGAUGUUGUAACUAAAAAUGCUAGUCUAGAAACAGGAAGGGAAGUUAAUGGAGAAGCCACAUCUGAAAGCAAUUUAUGCAGCCCUGUCCUGAGUUUUAAUAGGGAUCAGCUUGGGAAUAUAUCCUGGUCCUAUUCUGUUUUUGGACAGAUGGAACGUGUCUUCUUUAACCAUGUUUGGAGAACGCUAAGCCAGCUUGAGGAACAAAAGAUUUCUGAGCAAUACCGGGAGGGUGUAGUGUUUGCUUCUCAAAUUCAUCUUGUGAACCUAUGUCUGAAACAUGAAUUUCCACAUCUCCAGUUGUCUCUGAAGAGUGAUUUGGAGGAGAAAGUUGCUCGAGCAGGAAGAACCAAGAGAUUUAAUCAAAAGACCACUUCCUCAUUUCAGAUGGAGGUGGCACGUCUUCUUGUUAGCACAGGCCUAGAUUGGGUCAAAGAAUAUGAGAUGGAAGGGUAUACCUUGGAUGCAGUCUUGGUUGAUAUUAAAGUUGCACUUGAGAUUGAUGGUCCAACUCAUUUUUCAAGAAAUUCGGGUGUCCCACUCGGACAUACAAUGCUAAAACGCCGCUACAUUGCUGCUGCUGGUUGGAAGCUUGUGUCCGUGCCGCACGAAGAAUGGGAAGAACUUCAGGGCGAAUUCGAGCAUCUGGAUUACCUAAGAAGAAUCCUCGAUGAUCACAUUUGUAAAGAGAGAGAGCAUCACUCGGUCUGGUGAAUUGGGUUAAAGUGUGUUAAAAGGUUUCCCUGGUCGAGGACAAAUCAGUGUCACUCUUCACUUGAGUUAGCUGUUGCUGUUUCCGAGUACAGGUACAUAUGAAGAUACAAGCUCAAAGCCUGUUGUCCACGGGCUCCUGCUUUUGUUAAGGAUUAAAACGACUCGGAUGGAGGCCCGCCAUCCACCACCAUUUAAUCAGUAAUCACAGAAGAUUCUUGGGGCAGGAAAGUAUCUGAGUUUUUAUGCCAUGUAAAAGAAUCUUUUGCUUAGAACAAUCUUCAGAGGUAUCUCAUCGUGUUGAGGAACUUGGAAAUAACAUGAAAAGAGAAUGCAUGUGGAUACCGCCCUGCAAAUUACUUGGCAUCAUAAAGCAUGACACAGAAGAAUCGGCCAAACUUCAAGACGGCCAUGAUCAAAGCUGCAAACCAAGGAUGGACAAAUAUCCAAAUAGAGCUGGAAAGCAAGAAGCUGAUUAGCCAGCUACAUUCAAAGCUCAUGUCAUCAAGGAAGUCGACUAGCUACAAUCAUUGAAGACGUGCAGUCCCUUUGUACUUUGUUUUCACAGUGCUGCUCCUCCCCCAUUAACAUAGAUGAUAAGAAUGUUCAAACGAGCAAAUAUGCUCUCAACAUUUGGAGUGCUGAGGCACUCGAAUAGAUGAUGCUAGGGCCUUUGUCCUUUUUGCUCGGACCGUUGUCCAUAUACUGUACAUUUUGACAGGCAAUAUUAAUACAAGCUAUCGUUUCAAAUGCAAA